AUGGAAGGUCCGUCCAAAGGUUUAAGGAAAGGUGCAUGGACUGCUGAAGAAGAUAGUCUCUUGAGGAAAUGUAUUGAUACGUUUGGAGAAGGCAAAUGGCACCAAGUACCUUUAAGAGCUGGGCUAAAUCGGUGCAGGAAGAGUUGUAGAUUAAGAUGGUUGAACUAUUUGAAGCCAAGUAUCAAGAGAGGAAGACUUAGCUCUGAUGAAGUUGAUCUUCUUCUCCGCCUUCAUAAACUUCUAGGAAAUAGGUGGUCCUUGAUAGCUGGUAGAUUGCCUGGUCGGACAGCUAAUGAUGUCAAGAAUUACUGGAACACCCAUUUGAGUAAGAAGCAUGAGCCAUGUUGUAAAACCUGGAAGAAAAAGAGAAACAUUACUUGCACUCCUACCACUCCGGCCCAAAAAAUUGAUGUUUUAAAGCCUCGACCUCGAUCCUUCAACAGUCACAAUAGCUGCAGCCGUCUCAAAGGCCUGUCACAAGUUGAGGUUAUUCCUCCAUGCCAUGAACUCAACAACAAUAAUGUUUUUGAAAAUAGUAUCACAUGUAACAAAGAUGAGGAAAAAGAUGAGCUAGUGAAUAAUCUGAUGGGUGGAGAGAAUAUGUGGUGGGAGAGUUUGCUACAGGAGAGCCAAGAGACAGAUGUGUUGGAUCCAGAAACUACAGUAACAGAGAAGGGGGCCACAUCGGCGUUUGACAUUGAGCAACUUUGGAGUCUCUUUGAUGGAGACACAGUGGAACUUCAUUAG
Arabis nemorensis is the source of this 747-nucleotide messenger RNA. The record is from the annotation of a GenBank genome assembly. NCBI's taxonomy places the organism in Eukaryota, Viridiplantae, Streptophyta, Magnoliopsida, Brassicales, Brassicaceae.